This is a messenger RNA of Papaver somniferum (opium poppy), 923 nucleotides long. RefSeq names its product dirigent protein 22-like. Bases 193 to 783 code for a protein of 196 amino acids. The transcript has a single exon. The record is from RefSeq and is a predicted model, not a curated record. Lineage: Eukaryota; Viridiplantae; Streptophyta; Magnoliopsida; Ranunculales; Papaveraceae.
CAGAAUAAAAUAAUAAAUUCUUGUUUGAUCACAGCCCCACACACUCUUGUUUAUAUAAGGAGAUCAAGUGGAUGCCCUGGAUGAGCUCUGCCCAAUUUCCCCUUUUUCUUUUCUUCUGAUUUAAGCUCCGCCCAAUCAAUUGGCCCAACAUCAACUGAUAUCUUUCUUACAUUGUAUUUCGUCUGAAGUCCAAUGGCCGGAAUUCCCACUACUCUCUCUCUCAUCUUUCUCUCAAUCUUCAUCUUCUAUAUAAACAGUAUCCUCCCAGCAGUCGGUAGCUCAAAUGCCACCUCCGAGAGACCUCUCAGUCCCACAGAAAUGGCACUUAAAAAAGAAAAACUAAGUCACUUUCGCAUAUAUUGGCACGACGUUGCCUCAGGUCCUAAUCCCACUGCCGUUCGAAUAGCUCAAGCACCAUCAACGAACAAAUCCGCAACAUUAUUUGGUGCCAUGGUUAUGAUCGAUGAUCCAUUAACUGAGGGUCCCAAAUUGAGCUCAAAACUGGUCGGUCGAGCACAAGGAUUUUAUGCAUCUGCAGCACUAAACGAUGUAGCAUAUAUAGUCGCGAUGAAUUUUGCUUUUAGUACCGGAAAAUAUAAUGGAAGUUCGAUAAGUAUAUUCGGACGUAACCCUGUGUUGUCGGAUGUAAGAGAGAUGCCAAUUAUUGGUGGCAGCGGAGUUUUCCGAUUUGCUAGAGGAUAUGUUCAGUUUCAUACUGUGAACUAUAAUAUCAAAACUGGUGAUGCUACUAACGAGUAUAACAUCUAUGUCUUUCAUUAUUAAAAAUAAAUUUAGUUGUAUUUUAUUUUGUUUUGAGGGGUUUAUCCGUUGGAUCUGAAUCAUGUUAUCAGUUCUUUCUUGUCUAUGUACACAAAGGUUCAGAUAAUCCAUUUUCCUUAAUUUCAUAAUUCUUUCUAUUUUCA